UUGUCGCGCGCAGGGCUGCAGCCAUCUGUACUCACUGCUGUUUCUAUGUUUCUAUAAAACUGUCCUGUGUCUGAGAGGAAGAGGGGGGCAUCUGAGGGUUGUUUGCACUGAGGAAGGAAGCUACUUGCAGGAAAAGCAAUGAAAUGUCUAUAAUUAACUCCAAGUGCUCCUUCUUCUGUUUUUCCCCCGGAUCUCACAGUGACGGUCGGGUUGAAGAAGGGACUCCGCGGUGUGUGUGAAGACAUGGAGGAGUGGUGCUGAAAGCGUCAUUGUUGGGUAUUUUUAACUCCAGUACAGCAGUAUAUGAACUUAUGCACUCCUCAGCUCUCACAUUGAGCUUUUUGGAUUAGUUUAGCCGGAUCAAUAUUUAUGCGUUUGGGACCGUCUGGAGCCAUCUUCACUCUUCCUGGUGGAGGUUUAGGACUGACACAGUGAUGGAGGACAUUGACAUCGAGCAGCAGGAACCGCUUCCUGUCGACCGAGAUGGGAGACCGCUCAGGAGCGCAGGGGACGAGCCUGACGGUGGCAGAAAGAUGGGAUGUUGUGAGAAGUUCCAGCGCUCUGUCUCCAAAUGGAUGCUUCCAGCAGACGCCCGCAGCAAGUACCUGGAACGGGCCAACUGCUGCCCGCCCCCCAUCUUCAUCAUCCUCAUCAGUAUUGCAGAGCUGGCAGUGUUUAUCUACUACGCUGUGUGGAAACCUCAGAAGCAGUGGGUGACCCUGGAUGAAGGCAUCUGGAAGAGUCGCCUCACAUACAAGCCUGAGUGCAGGCAGGAAGCAUGGCGCUUCAUCUCCUACAUGUUUGUCCACGCUGGUGUGGAGCACAUCGUGGGCAACCUGGUGAUGCAGCUGCUGCUGGGCAUCCCGCUGGAGCUGGUUCACAAAGGCUUUGAAGUGGGAAUGGUUUACCUGGCCGGCGUCCUGGCAGGAUCGUUGGCCAGCUCCAUCUUUGAUCCUCUCAGUGCUUUGGUGGGAGCGUCUGGGGGUGUUUAUGCUCUGAUAGGAGGCUACUUUAUGAACGCAGUGGUGAAUUUCCGAGAGAUGAUCCCUCUCCUUGGAGUAUUUCGUAUCCUCGCCAUAGUGAUAUUUGGUGUCCUUUGUGGCUCACUUUGCAGGGAUCGUGGCCGGUAUGACCAUCGGCUACGUCUUCUUCAGUGCUUACAACAAGAAGCUGCUCAAAGACCCACGCUUCUGGCUGUGUAUACUGGGAUAUGUAGCCUUUGUGAUCUUCGCUGUGGUCUUCAACAUCUUCCUGACCCCAGCAACAUAAGAACAUGAAGCUGCACCAACCCUUUUAUUUGUUUUUAAGUUAACACUAAAUGCCUUGAUGUCACACUACUCAGGAAGCUGUAUUUUACUGAUGUUGUUCAGAGGAAAGUUGCAGGGAGUUUGUAAAUGUAGUGCAAAGGGUGUUUUUUUUAAUUAUUUUUCUAUCAGAUUUUCCUUUUUAGAGCUGAAUGUGUGCGCUCAAGGGGAAGGAUGCCUCCUGCUGUUCAUGUGUAGUAUUGCAGAAGGCAUAUUUUACACUAAAGACAAUGGUGAGCAAAACGUGCCUUUAAAAAGUGAGUAAUUUAGAACUGAAUUAAAUGUUUAUGUACUUUUUUAAUAUGUUGUCAUUGAUAUUUGUAGUUUUUUUGAUGUGAGAUCUCUUUGUGCUUGUCAUCAGGAUAUUACUGAACACACUGGUCCUAUGUCAUAUCAUUUUUCUUUAAAAGUAAAUAAUGCUCAGGCUGUUGAAUCAUCAAGGACUCUUAUGGACUCUCAGUAUUCAUAAAAUGUGCCUUAAACAUGGUGACAUCACUACAUUAAACACUAAAUUUGACGAGUCUCAGGGAAACAUGGGAUACUUUUAAAAAAAUCCUGGUGUUGCUCCUGACGUCUGUAAGGAAAAGAGCUGGUUUACCAACAGGCCGUGGCUUAAUGCCAAGCUAUUGUUUCAGUCACAUCCUGUUGACCAGACAUGGCCAAUUACACACGAGUUACAGAUCUCUGUCGGUCAUGCUUGUUGUUUUUUAACCUUGGAAAUAGAAAACUUAGGCUUCAAACAUCAACACCCAGCUUUUAAAACAUCAUUUACUAUAGUGAAAAUAAACAGUGGUUGGUAUCAUACAAUACUCCCACUUAACUUGAGGGAAACUGUUGAACGUUAAGUGGAAGUUAUAGCUUUCAGAUGGUACAUUUUCUGUUUCAUGAGUAUGGAAAUGGAAACACUAAACUUGUGGUGUGAGCAGAGGGCAUUGGGUACAUGUUGUAAUUUAGAAACAGAUGUUAUGUUUGUACUUUUAUCUAAAACCACAGGUAAAUUACAACCAAAGACACCUCCUACACCUGGUUUUUGCAUUUCCACGGCUCAGUGUUUAAAGUAUUUUAUUAAAACCUGAUGUUUUUUUGAUGAAUUUGAUGUCAAAUAUAAUUUCAUGCAGAAACAGGACAGGAGUAUUGACUUUGUCUGAUUAAAAUCCCCAGAAUUAACACUAAAAACUACAUUUUCACUGGUUGGUCUUCCAACUCAUUGUCAAUUAGCAGAUAAGAUAGUGUGUGUGUAGCAGUCUAAUGUUUGAUGUUGUGCAGACUCUGCUACAUAUAUUUGAUUGUACCCGUAUGGCAGUGACAGCUUUUUAUAGUAUGGAAAGUUCCAUAGUUUCCAAACAGCUCAUCAAUAUAACUUAGUGCAUCAAUAUUCAAUUACCAUGAGCUUGUUUGCCUUGACCCUGAAACAGUGGGAAAUGGUAUGUUGCCCUCUCUAGCACAGCAAUCGAAGAAAAUCUGAUGUCACAGGACAGAACUGCUGAAACAUUAAAAUCUGCCAGAUUUCACCUUUUUUUUAUAUCUUAAAAUCAAUAUUUGCUGCCAGGCGGUCAUUGCUGUAGUGUUUCAUGUUCACUUAAUGAGGAUCUUGCUUUAAAAUACUGGAAAUAAAACUGGGUUUCUUAAUUUGGUUUGGCGAGGACCAAAGGUCUUAAAAAUGACAGAAACAGUGGCAUCAUUUCUGGUGAACAUUUUACAAGUUACCUUAUCAUAUGUUAAUUCUUUUAGACCAUAAAUACUUGACUUUUGCCAAUAAGAUAGUCAGAAGUGACACAAAUUGUAAAGAUCAUCUAUAUCAUCAAUAUUUUAAGACAUAAAACAUAUAAAACAA
Epinephelus lanceolatus (giant grouper) is the source of this 3138-nucleotide messenger RNA. NCBI's taxonomy places the organism in Eukaryota, Metazoa, Chordata, Actinopteri, Perciformes, Serranidae. The record is from RefSeq and is a predicted model, not a curated record.